Molecule: messenger RNA, 1378 nt
Organism: Teleopsis dalmanni
Lineage: Eukaryota; Metazoa; Arthropoda; Insecta; Diptera; Diopsidae
Product: ferritin, chloroplastic-like
Exons: 3
Coding region: 681-1373 (230 amino acids)
Biological process (GO): intracellular iron ion homeostasis; iron ion transport
Cellular component (GO): cytoplasm
Molecular function (GO): ferric iron binding; ferrous iron binding
Source: RefSeq, a predicted model, not a curated record
AUGCUGCGUCAGGCCGAAACUCGGUAACGGGUUGUUAUGGCCACAUAAGUAAGUAAGCUAACGAUAUUACUUGCGAAAAAAAACGUUGUUUUCGCUUCCAUCCCAUAAAAUAGAAUGAAAUUUUGCAUGUAAGCCGACAAAAAACCGAUUGUAAACGAAAAAACACGAGCAAUUUUGACGAAAAACCAAAAUAUUCUGAAUUCCAUUCAAUUCGUUGUCAACACUGCAAAUAUUGCAAUUACAUAUCAGAUGUGGCACAAAUUUCGCAUUUCAACAGAUAAGUUGUACGACCAAAUCUGAUGUGUAAUACACACUUAACGUAUAGAUCACGCUUUUAUAGAUCUUAUGUAGCAUGAAAGUGACAAUAUAAUUAAAUAAUUAUCAGAAGGCAGCCUUAUUUCUUGCUAAGAGAGAGAGCUGCUGCAGUAAGUGCACAGAACGAUUGCACAAGUAAGCAACACAUCGCAGUCAAUUAAUAAAAACGACGAGCAGAAGUUGAAAUGAAAACAGUCUUAAUUUCGUCUUUACUAAAGGAAAAGCAUUGAUACCUUCUAUAUCAGUGUGUUAAAAGAAACAAAGUGAAUUUAUUAAAAUCAAGGAUUCUAGCGAUUUACAAACUCUGAAUAUAAGUGAAAGCUGUAAAAACAUCAUUAAAAAUUUCACAAAUUGAAUCUGAAAAAAUGCAGAUGUUUGCCACCAUUUUGGUAUUCUGUCUAUGCGCUUAUGUGUACGCAAACAGUCAUGAACCGGAGGGGAACUGCUUUAUUUCUUUAGAAAAAACAUGCUCCGGAAAAUUGCCUAUAUACCCCAACAUGGUUAAAAAUUGCAAUGCGUCGUUAACUAAUUACACUACAACGCAGGUAUAUGAUUAUGUCGGGGACUUGCUUUAUAGUUCAUAUGUGUACCUAUACAUGACUACAAGUUUCCGUGCACAAAAUUAUCGUCCUGGAUUCCAGAAGCUAUACCAAGAACUAUCAGAUAAGCAUUUUGACGAGGCAAUUGAUUUAAUAAAACAUAUUACUGAAAGAGGUGGUUCUAUCAAUAUUAUGAAGUUGAAUGCAAUAACUAAAAAUUAUAACGAAUAUCAUAAAGAUGAUGAACUGCUUUCUUUGGGUUUUGCAUUGGACAUAGAAAAGGAACUGUUUAAGGAGGCUGCAGAUAUUCACAAUGGCGGUGAAGUUAAGUUUCACACUUUUUAUAAAUCAGUUGAUCCGGAAAUUGCUCAUUACUUUGGAGAAAAAUUCUUGGGUUCUCAAGCAGAAACUGUGCGUAAAUUAUCUGGUUAUGUAAAUGAUUUAUUUCAAAUAAUGCAUAACGGAGACAAGAAAGAGCUGGGCGUUUAUAUGUUUGAUGAGUAUUUGCAAAAGCAGUAAAUUCA